This is a messenger RNA of Zygotorulaspora mrakii, 291 nucleotides long. RefSeq names its product SAGA histone acetyltransferase complex subunit SGF11 (gene SGF11). Bases 1 to 291 code for a protein of 96 amino acids. The transcript has a single exon. NCBI's taxonomy places the organism in Eukaryota, Fungi, Ascomycota, Saccharomycetes, Saccharomycetales, Saccharomycetaceae. The record is from RefSeq and is a predicted model, not a curated record.
AUGACAGAGACUAUUGAAUCCAUGUCAAAGGGUAUUUUCCACAAUUUAAUUACAACAAUCAUUCAAGAUAUUGUUGCCAGAGAAACGACAAGGCAACAACUACUAAGAGCAAGGUAUCCUGAUCUUAAGCCGUACUUUUAUGAUCCCAAGCACGAAUUGGAUGUUUUUGGCCAACCAAAACAACAAGAAUCCUCACAUUAUAUAAGCUGUUCAAAUUGUAGCAGAAAAGUUUCAGCAAACCGAUUUGCGGCUCAUCUACAGCGGUGUUUGAGUAGAGGUGCCAGAAAAUGA